Molecule: messenger RNA, 906 nt
Organism: Lycium barbarum (goji berry)
Lineage: Eukaryota; Viridiplantae; Streptophyta; Magnoliopsida; Solanales; Solanaceae
Exons: 1
Coding region: 1-906 (301 amino acids)
Source: RefSeq, a predicted model, not a curated record
AUGUACAAUAGAUCUUAUGAUGAUCCAUUGGGGAUGAGGGAUGAAUUUAUAGCCGGUGUCUAUGCUUUUGUUGAAUACGCAAAGUCACUUGAGGAUUUUACAAUUCAUGGUGUGGUUAGGUGUCCUUGUGUUAAAUGUAAAUGUAUGAAUUACGAGACCCCAGAGCUUGUUACGCUUCAUCUUUAUGAAAAAGGCUUUAAAAGUAAUUAUACAGUGUGGACUAGUCAUGGGGAAACACACAACAAUUUUGGUAGAUCUCAGAACUUUGAAGUCGGUGAAAGUAGUAGGAGGGUAGAACGUAAUGUCCAAAAUUCUAGAAUGCACGACAUGGUUCAGGAUGCAUAUGGCAUGCAUUCGGAUUUUGAAUCUGGUGGCCAUGUUGAAGAAUCUCCCAAUGAUGAGGCCAAACGUUUUUAUGCAAAGUUAAAUCAAGCUAGCCAACCCUUAAAAGAUGGGAGUCCGCACUCUCAAUUGUCUGUCGCCGAUAGAUUGUUGAGUAUCAAAGCAGAUAACAAUGUUUCUGAAGGGGCAAUGGAUCCUUUCAUUGACUUCAUGCAUGAAUUAGUUGACUCCACUCUAGAGAUACCCGAUAAUUACUAUAAGGCAAAGACAUUGGUGUCCAAGUUGGGACUCUCGUCGGUAAGAAUUGAUUGUUGUGAAAAUGGUUGCAUGUUAUACUAUAAGGACGACAUCGGUCUAGAAUCUUGUAAGUUUUGUAGUAGUAAUCGGUUUAAGCAGACUCGCAGUGGGAAGAGAGUUUUUAUUAAGGAGAUGCAUUAUUUACCACUUAUACGAAGGUUAAAGAGGUUGUAUGCAUCUAAUAGUUCCACCCCUCAUAUGAGAUGGCACAGUGAAAAUAGAAGGCCACCGGGUGUUAUGUGUCAUCCAUCUGAUGAUGAGGCUUAG